UUUCUCAAACACACCCUUACUGACAUGUAAGUCUCGUCCCACCCUCAUUGCCAGUCUUCGGUCUUUGGCGCCACAAACUUCAGGUUUAUCUCUCCCAAGCAACUACGCAGACUGACUGAGGCCUGCUCAAUUAUCACUUUGACAGGAAACCAGCAGCACUGAGAGGGAUCUGCUGAGCUUCCUGUCUUUCAAGUCCUUGCAGACGGUGCAAAGUGCAAUAGAAAUAGACGUUUUGAGUUGUGAAUGUAAACACACAGAUGGAUUGUCAGAUGAGAAGCUCCAGGUUCCCUUGAAACUACCCGGGGUUUUUUGACUGCACACUUCAGCUGAAACAAAGGCGUUUGGGAUUUUUUCACACUCAACUGAAGGUUUAUUUUAAAGGAAAAUGGCCACCACUGCGGUGAUUCUUUCUAUCGUCUUGUUGGUCCUGGUUGUACUCUUGGUUUUCUUCUACAAGAAAUUGAAUAAGGAGGCAAAUAACCAAUACACAGUCCGGAACAUAAUAUACAAGAAAGGUGGGGUCAGGGACCGGGUGAGGACCGCAGCACUUGCUGUGGAAACACGUCUUGGAGUCCAGGUGUGGCCUCGCGGACAUGAUGAAGAGGAAGAGAUGGAGGAAAUUCGGGACGAGGAGGGAGAGGUGGAGUCUGGAGACAGCCAGCACCAGAGUGACGGGAGUGACACGGACGGAGAGAAUGAACAAGAAGAGGAUAGUGCGGACCACAGUGGUAGCACAAAGGAGAACGAAGGAGAUAACUCAGACGCGGAGAGUUCAGAAGCAGGGGAGGAAGUUAGGCUCAUAGAUAAUAAACCAGAAGAGAAUGAGGAGGUGGGGGAUAACAGUGAGGAAAAGCAGGAGAAAGAACAAGGCAAAGCAGAAGCAAGCGGUGGGACGGGAUUGUUGAUAGACCUGAAGCAGUUUUCUGGAAGUGCCAUCUGGUCAGAACAGAAAGAAGAUGAGAGUCAGGGCGGUGAUGUGACUGCACUGUGAAAACACGAGCAGAAUCUAUGAAGCAGGGAGGUGUGGAAAUGGGCUUUUUAUAAAGAAAAAGAUCAAGGAAGUCAGAGUGGAAAUCAUACCAUUUGAAAAUAAAAAUCUAAUUUAGAAAACAGUGACAGCACAGCUUCAGCCUCAUAAUGGCACAUCUUUUAUCUUCAUGCCUUUAGUGUUGACACAUCGGGGAAAACACAAUGGCUGAAUGAAGCCAUGCAUUCAGCCAUAUGAAUGGUUCGAAAAAUGGUUUGAAAAACCAUUCAAAUAUGCAUUUAAAUGGUUCUUGUAAAGUUUGUGUAAAGUUUCUCAUUUUGGACUUUAAAAUAUUUUUUAAGAAACCAAAAGAUAUAUGUCUUGCUUUUCAAUGUAAAUGGGUUCAUAAUAUUUUCUCAGUUGAGUAGUUAUUAACUCUCUGACUAUAUAUAUUGUAAAAGAGUAACAACUACUCAAAAGGUGAAUAUUUCAUAGUUAAAUAAAGGCUUUUAGUUGCUGUAUUCUCUAAAGAGUGAUUCUUUUUAAAUAAA
Poeciliopsis prolifica (blackstripe livebearer) is the source of this 1518-nucleotide messenger RNA. Its product is annotated as retrotransposon-like protein 1. The coding region runs from base 386 to 991 and encodes 201 amino acids. NCBI's taxonomy places the organism in Eukaryota, Metazoa, Chordata, Actinopteri, Cyprinodontiformes, Poeciliidae. The transcript has 4 exons. The record is from RefSeq and is a predicted model, not a curated record.